Epinephelus moara (kelp grouper) is the source of this 1715-nucleotide messenger RNA. Its product is annotated as dixin-A-like. Gene Ontology annotation, biological process: canonical Wnt signaling pathway. NCBI's taxonomy places the organism in Eukaryota, Metazoa, Chordata, Actinopteri, Perciformes, Serranidae. Bases 77 to 661 code for a protein of 194 amino acids. Gene Ontology annotation, cellular component: cytosol. The transcript has 9 exons. The record is from RefSeq and is a predicted model, not a curated record.
GCAACUCAAACACAAGCUCGAUGAAAGUCAGAAAAAGCAGAGUGAACUGCAAAGAGAGUUGGAGCAUAAAAACAGCAUGCAGAUUCCCCCCGGCACAGAAAACAAUGGAUAUUCUUACUCUGGAAAUCCAGCCCCCUCUUUGUCAGAUCAGGCAGAGGAGGUUCAGCUACUCAGAGAUUCACUUCGGAGUUUGAGGAACAACUUCAGAGACCACGACCCGCAGCACCAUACACUGGACACCCUGGAGCAGGGCAUAGUAUCACUCAUCGACAGACUGCACGUUCUGCACACACACAGGGGAAGAGGGAAAUCUCCAAGACGCAAAGGCCAACACACAGACUCCGACACCUGGCCCUGCACAAAGGUGUCUCAGUCCCACAGUGGCUCCUCAUCUGCCUCAACUAAAAUCCUUUAUUUUACUGGAAAAUCCCCAACACCUUCCAUGAUCAAUAUACCGAAAAGGCUCGGUGAGGUGACUCUUAAGGACGUUAAGGCAGCUGUGGAUCGAGAGGGAAACUACAGGUACCACUUCAAGGCCCUGGACCCUGAGUUUGGCACUGUGAAAGAGGAGGUAUUUCUGGAUGGAGCAAUUAUUCCAGGCUGGGAAGGAAAAAUAGUAGCAUGGGUAGAAGAGGACCGUGGUGAAGAAAGGCCGUUGUAGGUUCAAGCUGUGGGGCCAUGACUUUCUGUUUUCUGCACGUGGUCACUCUGAUCCCAGAGGCACAUCGAGACAGCUGUUCAACAGAGGCACAUUUGGACACUUUUUGAGAUUCGACUUAUUAGCAAAAUACUGUAUGACCUGUCAGCAAGAGAUUUGUGUUGAUCAGCUGGUACUAAACAGCCCUGAUAGCCCUUAGUCACUCUGGAAACAGCGUAGAUCUGUAGCUGAUGUCUAGGAUGUCGUAAAGCUCAGUGCCUUACAAAGGAAAGCUCUUUCCAUCAUGUGCUUAUUAUCGCCAGGCUGUAACUGUAUUAUCACAACUGGACUCACAAGUAGACAAAUAUUAUUUUGUUUUUAACUGUUUCUAAAACUGCAGUUGUGUUGUUGUUUCUCCUCUGGUUGAAUGCAGAGGUUUGUACUGUAUUUGAAAAAAUUUACAAAGUCAUUUUAGCCCCGUUUCCACCAAACACUUUUGGUAUGGUACCUUUGGAACUGAAAGUAACCCUUCAGACAUGGUACCUAGACCCUAGCGUUUCCACCACAAACAAUACUUCUAAAUGUGGGCGGGGUUGUUGUCACUCACUGCUCUAUCCAGCACUCUCUGUAUUUCCUCAUCACUGGUGACACAGAUGGAAGUCUGCACCUCAUUUAUCGUCCACAGAACGAGGCUGCAUGAGUCUCUCUCCAUGGGAUAUUUAGAAAUAGUGAGUUUGUGCAUUUAGUCUAAGGCAAGCACAGGGGUUCAAAAUUAAUUUAUAUCAACACUUGAAGAUCCACUCAUCUCUAAAAGUGUAUGUCAUAUAAAAACUAAAGUAAUGGUCAAAGUUGUCACAGUGAAAUUUAAGGUGUGCUAAUGGAUUCAUGUCGUCAAGUCAUACAUUGAGUAACAUAACAAGUUAACGUUCCACCUUAAAAGUUGCCGGCAGUCGGCCCAGUGAAUUAAGUUUUUUUUUUUUUUUUCCAGACUCCACCUGCUGCUAGAGGCAGCAAAACAUCCUUUAAUUUUAUAGUUACAGUAAUAAAACUCCACGGUAUGAACAGUGGUUACAUGAGC